This is a messenger RNA of Postia placenta MAD-698-R-SB12, 1413 nucleotides long. RefSeq lists its product as hypothetical. The transcript is spliced from 2 exons. The coding region runs from base 1 to 1413 and encodes 470 amino acids. NCBI's taxonomy places the organism in Eukaryota, Fungi, Basidiomycota, Agaricomycetes, Polyporales, Adustoporiaceae. The record is from RefSeq and is a predicted model, not a curated record.
AUGGCCACAGCCCAAGCUCCGAACCCUCGCGCCUCUCUUCUUGCUGGCCUCCGUACUGGAGGCGUCCGCUCUGCUUCAGGUCCUACUGGCCAUGUACCCCAAACUGCGGCGCCGGGUAGUACAUCUUUCAACAUCCCGCGCAUGGUCUCGACCCCUCACAACGAUAUGAUGUACCCGACGGAAGAGGAGGACGAGUUUCCUGACACGAUGGGCCAGAACCUGUACGUCAGGAACAACGCCAGCCGCCCCCAGCAGCACCCCAUGACUGCCGCUGUCGAUGGCGCGGCCAACAGGUUCUCUCAGCAGCAGGGUUUCACUAUGAAUCCCAUGAGCUAUCCCUUUACGCCUGCGGCCGCUCAGAACCAACUCCAGGCCCUCCAGCUGCAGAUGAUGCAGAUGGAGAUUGCGAGACUUCAGAAUCUGCAGGCUCAGCAGUAUCAAGCUGAGCUCAUCGCCCAGGCCCAGGCCCAGGCGCAGCGUCAGCGACAGCAGACGCAGCCUGUGAGGCGUGCCACGACUGGCUUCGUUCCGCCGGCCACGGCUGGCCCAGCUCAAGGCUCUUUCGACCUGCGCGCUUCUGCGUUGAAUGCGCAGAUGCGUCGUGCCAACCAGGCUGAGCAGUUGCGAGCCAAGUUGGGUGUUUACGCUGAUGAGCACGUCCCGAUGACUGCUGCUCUUGGGGGCAAAUUUGGCAGCCGCGUCGCGCCUGCCCGUCCAGAGUCGGAUGAGGAUGACUUUGCUUCCUACAGUGCGAAGCCACCACCCACCCCCAACUAUACCACUGUUAUCAGCGGCGGGACCUCGCUUGGAACCCCGACUAUUUCUACGGCUCCGUCCAAGUCUGAUGCUGCUAUUUCUUGGAGGCGUGGCACCACGAACAACUCGGUCUUGAACGGCAACCGCGCUGCGUCUUCUCCCAUGGUGAAAAUUACCCCUCCUCCAGUUGAGCCAACGUCUCCGCCCACCGGCCCAGUUUCUGCCAAGGCCCGUCCCCUUCCUCUCCAGCUAAGUGCGGCAGCGUCUCAGCCCAUGCCUGCCGUCGCUAUCGACAACUCCGAUGGCACUGAUGGAGAUGACUCGUCGUCCGUUUCGUCCAAGUCCAACUCGUCUCCUAGCACGCCCAACAGCGCCUCAUCCUCUAACGCGCCCCCGGUCUCACCCCGCGAGGAGGCUGUGAAGAAGUUGUAUGAGGGGCUCGGUAUUGGACGUCCUCUACCCACGAUCACUGUCGCCGAGCCGCAAGGGGUUCCGGUUGUGGUGCACAGGCUCAUUAGCCAGCCGGUACGCCAGCCCAUUGGCCCACCAUCUAACAACGACGAUCUGCGCCCCCGCAACUUCGCAACCCGGAGCAGGAGAAAGGCCAUUGGGGCCCUCAUGGACGCCCGUGAGAGGCGUGAGGUUGAAGCUUUCUAA